AACGAUAGGUAGAGAGACAAAAGAGAAAAUAUGCAUUUUUUUUGUUUAAAAAAAAGGAUUUAAUAAAUAAAAUAAUUUAAAUCGAUUAUGUUUCUCAAUUUAAAUCGAUCUCAGUCACACAGAUAGUUUUGUUGCCGCCGCCACCACCUACCACAAUCUCUCUCUCUCUCUAAACAGAGCAGCCAUGGAUUCCGUCAGGCUUCCAACGGCUCCUUCCUCUCUCCGUACCCAAAUGCUACCCCAUCACCUUCACCACAUUCCCCUACCUCCUCGCAAUCGCCGCGGCAACCUCCGGUUUAAACCGGUCAACAUCGGAAAAACCAAUCCACCUCGAAACCACGUCUCUCCCUUAGCCGUUCUCACCCGAGACGACGAAACAACGUCCGUGGCGGCUCCUCCUCCUCUGGACUCUCCUCCGCCGCAGCCGCGUCUCAAGGUCUCUCCUAACUCGCUGCAGUACCCCGCCGGUUACCUCGGCGCGGUCCCUGAGCGCGCCGCGAGCGAUCCCGAGAACGGAAGCAUCGCCGAGGCGAUGGAGUAUCUGACGAAUAUACUCUCCACGAAAGUCUACGACGUGGCGAUCGAGUCGCCACUUCACUUGGCGAAGAAGCUUUCGGAGAGGUUAGGUGUUCGCUUGUUCCUCAAGAGAGAAGACUUGCAACCUGUGUUCUCGUUUAAGCUUCGUGGAGCUUACAACAUGAUGGUGAAGCUUCCAGCUGAGCAAUUAGCAAAGGGGGUGAUCUGCUCAUCAGCUGGAAACCAUGCUCAAGGAGUUGCUUUGUCUGCUGCUAAACUCGGCUGCACAGCCGUGAUUGUUAUGCCUCGCACAACUCCAGAGAUCAAGUGGCAAUCUGUGGAGAAUUUGGGUGCGACGGUUGUUCUUGUUGGUGAUUCGUACGACGAAGCACAGACGUUUGCUAAGCAACGAGCUGAGGAAGAAGGUUUGACGUUUAUACCUCCUUUUGAUCACCCUGAUGUUAUCGCCGGACAAGGGACGAUUGGGAUGGAGAUCACAAGGCAAGCUAAAGGUCCAUUGCAUGCUAUAUUUGUCCCCAUUGGUGGUGGUGGUUUGAUAGCUGGUAUUGCUUCUUAUGUGAAGAGAGUUUGUCCCGAGGUGAAGAUCAUUGGUGUAGAGCCAGCUGAUGCAAACACUAUGGCGUUGUCGCUGCAUCACGGCGAGAGAGUGAUACUAGACCAGGUUGGGGGUUUUGCAGAUGGUGUAGCAGUCAAAGUAGUUGGCGAAGAGACUUUUCGUAUAUCCAGAAAGCUGGUGGAUGGUGUUGUGCUCGUCACUCGUGAUGCUAUCUGUGCAUCAAUAAAGGAUAUGUUUGAGGAGCAACGGAACAUAUUAGAACCAGCAGGUGCACUUGCGAUCGCGGGAGCUGAAGCGUACUGUAAAUAUUACAGUCUAAAGGACGUGAAUGUUGUAGCCAUAACCAGUGGUGCGAACAUGAACUUUGACAAGCUGAGGAUUGUCACGGAGCUCGCCAAUGUCGGUAGGCAACAGGAGGCUGUUCUUGCUACUAUCUUGCCGGAAAAACCUGGAAGCUUUAAGCAGUUCUGCGAAUUGGUUGGACCAGUGAACAUAACUGAGUUCAAGUAUAGAUGUGGGUCUGAAAAGGAAUCUGUUGUACUAUACAGUGUUGGAGUGCACACAGCCGGAGAGCUGAAAGCACUAGAGAAGAGAAUGGAAUCUUCUCAGCUCAGAACUAGGAACCUCACAACCAGUGACUUAGUAAAAGAUCACCUGCGUUACUUGAUGGGUGGAAGGUCAAGUGUUGAAGAAGAGGUUCUAUGUCAAUUCACCUUCCCUGAGAGACCUGGUGCUCUGAUGAACUUCUUGGACUCUUUCAGUCCACGGUGGAACAUUAGCCUUUUCCAUUACCGCGCAGAGGGUGGGGCAGGUGCAAAUGUGCUGGUCGGGAUCCAAGUGCCGGAGCAAGAAAUGGUUGAGUUCAGAAACCGAGCUCAAGUUCUUGGAUACGAGUACGUCUUGGUAAGUGAAGACACUGUUUUCAAGCUUCUUAUGCACUGAGUUUAAAGCUGUGAUGGGGAGACCAAAACCGAGGAAGUAGUAGAAGAACACAUGAGCUUGUGUCCAUUGGUUGUUCUUGAGCUCUGUUAGAAACAAAAUAUGCGAGUCUCAGGCUUUUAUGUCACGGGCCUGUUACGCUAGCCCUGUAACCUUUAUUGCCUACGGGCUAUGCUGUAGACUUAUGUAUCUUUCAGCAAAUAAUGUGAGGUUUAACCUUGAGAUCUUUAACCUUCCAAUAAAUUUGAUUUAACUUGCAA
Molecule: messenger RNA, 2292 nt
Organism: Raphanus sativus (radish)
Lineage: Eukaryota; Viridiplantae; Streptophyta; Magnoliopsida; Brassicales; Brassicaceae
Product: threonine dehydratase biosynthetic, chloroplastic-like
Exons: 9
Coding region: 185-2035 (616 amino acids)
Biological process (GO): L-threonine catabolic process
Molecular function (GO): threonine deaminase activity; pyridoxal phosphate binding
Source: RefSeq, a predicted model, not a curated record